CUCGCUGCUCUCUACUUAAUAACAUUUGGCUGCUUAUGAGACAUCUGACCCGAGGACGAAAGGCUUCCCUCCAGCGCAGCAGAGUUUCACCUGGAGCAGGCGGCAGCUGCCACCAUGGCAGCAGCAACGGGCUCUGCUGCUGCAAGAACUGCCAAGUCCUGCAAAAAGUAUCGAACGAUGAAGCGUCAUGCUGGCAUCUACACCUACCAGGAGCCACCGCACAGCAACUCGGAUGAUGAUAUCAGUGGAGAAAAGGCUGAGAGCCAUGACCCAGAGCAGAUCUUUCAGAACAUCCAGCACCAGAAGGAGAUUAUGUCCAACAUCCGCUGCCGACCGUGGCCAAUGAGGCAGAAGCUGCGGGUGCUCAGGCAGGCGAAGGAGAUCGUGCUGAAGUAUGAAGGGAGGCUCACGAGAACAAGAGGUUACCAAGCCGCUGGUGCAGAGCUUUGGAGGAAGUUUAUUCGACUGGCAUAUAAUUUUGUGGUACUCUUUAUUCCUUGGGAAAUGAGAAUAAAGAAAAUUGAGAGUCAUUUUGGGUCUGGAGUUGCCUCUUACUUCAUCUUCUUGAGAUGGCUAUUUGGAAUCAAUAUCGUCCUUACCAUAAUGACAGGAGCGUUUGUAGUCCUACCAGAGCUACUGGCCGGAGCACCGUUCGGCAGCACAGACAGCAAGACCAUUCCCAAGGAGCGUAUUGGAUCCGCUCAAGACCUGGACACCAUCUGGUCACUAGGGGGCUACCUCCAAUACUCUGUUCUGUUUUAUGGCUACUAUGGGAGCAACAGGAAGAUUGGGAAAGCUGGAUACCGGCUGCCUCUUGCCUACUUCCUUGUCGGAAUGGCAGUGUUUGCUUACAGCUUCAUCAUUCUCUUAAAAAAAAUGGCGAAGAACUCAAGAAUGAGUUUAGCAAGUGCCUCUGAUGAAAAUUACACUUUCUGUUGGAGACUGUUCUGUGCUUGGGACUAUUUAAUAGGAAACCCGGAGGCUGCGGAGAGCAAAGCUGCUGCCAUAGUUAACAGCAUCAGAGAAGCUAUACUGGAGGAGCAGGAAAAGAAGAAAAGCAAAAACUUAGCAGUGACUAUCAGUUUAAGAAUUAUUGCAAACAUCCUUGUGCUUCUCUCACUUGCCGGAAGUAUUUACAUCAUAUACUUUGUCGUGGAUCGAUCCCAAAAGUUAGAGCGCACCAAGAAGGAAUUGACUCUUUGGGAAAAAAAUGAGGUAAGCGUCGUUGUGUCACUGAUUACAAUGAUUGCACCCUCUGCUUUUGAACUUGUGGCAGCUCUGGAGAUGUAUCACCCAAGGACCACUCUUCGCUUCCAGCUUGCCAGGGUUCUUGUUCUGUAUCUGGGAAACCUCUACAGUUUAAUCAUUGCUCUCCUGGAUAAAGUGAACAGCAUGAGUGUCGCUGACUCUAAUGUUAACAACAAUGUGAGCAAUUCUACCAACUUCUUAGCAAACAAAACCCUUUCUAAAGAAGACAAUUUAUCUACAACCAUUCCUGAUGUACAAUUUAAGAGAAACAGCAUUGUCACACCAGAAGAUAGUCGUAAUCAAGGCUCAACAGUCUCUGACUCGCUGGUUAACAAAACAGCUUCUUCUAACACCCAGAACUCACAGGAUCAGUGCUGGGAGACGUAUGUUGGUCAAGAGAUGCUAAAGCUUUCAAUUAUCGACAUGAUUUUCACGGUCGCAAGCAUCCUGCUAAUUGAUUUCUUCCGUGGACUGUGUGUCCGAUAUUUAAGUGAUUGCUGGUGCUGGGAUCUAGAAAGCAAGUUCCCCGAAUAUGGAGAAUUCAAAAUCGCAGAGAACGUACUGCAUUUGGUGUACAACCAAGGAAUGAUCUGGAUGGGAGCUUUCUUUUCACCUUGUUUACCAGCAUUCAAUGUCCUAAAGUUGAUUGGACUCAUGUACCUGAGGAGCUGGGCUGUGUUAACAUGCAAUGUACCACAUCAGCAGGUUUUCAGAGCAUCUCGAUCAAAUAAUUUCUACUUGGCCAUGUUGCUGUUCAUGCUAUUCUUAUGCAUGUUGCCAACAAUCUUUGCUAUUGCCAGAUACAAACCAUCGUUAAGCUGUGGUCCUUUCAGUGGACAAGAAAAAAUAUAUGAUAUUGUGUCUGAAACAAUUAAAAACGAUUUUCCCGCAUGGUUCAACACAGUCAUUGCUUACAUCAGCAGUCCUGUGGUGGUCCUCCCCGCACUACUACUUUUAUUCAUGCUAAUCUAUUACCUACAAAGUAUUGCAAGAUCAUUAAAAUUCACCAACAAUCAACUGAGAAUGAAGAUCCAAACAGAAAGAACUGAAGAUAAGAAGAAAGUCAUUCAGAUGGCAGUAGCCAGAAUCCAAAAUCUAGAUGGGAAUGACAAGAAACCAGAGCACGAAGGUGAUAUGAUCAGCCAGGAGUCUUCUGUUCGGUCCUCAACUCCCCGAAAGAAUGGCAGUGUAUUGAACUUUGAAUCUCCUGUGAGCAAAGGCACCAGAAUACAAACUAUUUCCCAGUCUGUGCCUCAAACUGUGCCCUCAACUGAUGUUGCAAGACCUGUCAACGCAACUCCCACAACUCCAACCUCCUUAACGCCAGCUCUCUCAGUAUCAAAUGUUCAGAAACCAAGAAAUGAUCGUAUCACAAACAGGUACCCAAGCGUUGUGCAUGGGAGUGCAAGCGAGCUCUGUAAAACAAAGCCCUACACACCAGUGACUUUCAAAAAGCACUCUGAAGAUGUUCAUUCUGAGCCUCUCUUCAGAAAAGGCAUUCGGCAGGUAAAUCUGGAUGCCCUUGGGGCAGAGGCUCCUGUUUUUGUGGGACGUAGACCAUAUGCUACCAGGUAUAUUGUUGUUAAUGAAAACGAGCCCCGCAAGAAAUCACUCCGUUCUACCCCACGACUCCAAAGACACUUCAGAAAGGAUGACUCAGGAGACGUUAUUGAGUUGUACCCACGCAAUAUCAGAAGAUAUGUGGUUCGAACACCACAUCAGAUGUAUUCCCCUCACCCCAGUGAAGAUGAGGAAGAUGAAGAGGAACUUGGGAGAGAAUUCAUAAACAGAUCUCAUCGCCCUCGCUCACUGUCUGAUCUUCGCCCAGCACCACGAUUUUACAUUGGGGAACGUGCUGGUGGCCACAUUCUUAUGAGCAAGGAUCUAGCCAGAGUACAUUACAAAUCCUGGGAUGAUGGUUUUGAGCUAGACCUGGACAGGCCUCCAUAUGCUUACAGGAAAGUGCACCUGAACUAUCCCGAGUCACGCGUGAAACCAAAAUCAAAGCAAAAGCUGGAACAAUCUCUAACAGAAUCUGAUUCCAUUUCCAUUGAAUCCAGCAGUGAUCCGCAGAACAGCAGCAAUGACCAGUAUAUCCAGGUCAUUCACAGCAAGGAAAAGUAUCCAAAAUCUGGGACAAAACUCACCAAAAAGAAAUCAAAAAACAGUGUUGAUCUAAAUAUGUCUGAGCCUAAUGAACUGGUGUGCUCAAAUGUCUGAGAAACUGCGCCAACUUUUUGUGUUCUGAAUAGGUGUACAUGCACUUGUUGUACUUGCUGUUUGAGGCCUAUUGGAAUAACCACAACACACUCUUUGCAACAAAUAGUAUAUGCAGCCAUUUGAGGUGGGAAAAAGCAUAGUUAGCCUUGUGUUUUACUGUUAACUGUACCUUGCUUUAACAUCACAACUGAUAUGUUGCAAAUUUUGGAAAAGAAAAUUAUUCCAAUUUAUUACUUUGUUGUGGCGUUAAAAAACAAAGCCCCUAUAUAUGGAAAAAUCAGAAGUUAUGUACUUGGGGCGCUUUAAUUUAAACUGGUACAAAAAUAUGUCAGAUGAGGCUCUCUUGUCUCUCUGACACAGCCACAGCUAAGGAUGCUUCCAUUGAAUAAAUUCAGCAGGUAAUCAGCUUCCUACAGAUAGAGUUGCUAUCUAUAGUAUAAUUUAUGACAUCUCAGUGUACCGAGUCUGAAUAUUCUCUGGCUCAAAUAAACCUUUAAUC
Cuculus canorus (common cuckoo) is the source of this 3967-nucleotide messenger RNA. It is a transcript of the gene TMC3, whose product is annotated as transmembrane channel like 3. Gene Ontology annotation, cellular component: plasma membrane. The transcript has 22 exons. Gene Ontology annotation, molecular function: mechanosensitive monoatomic ion channel activity. Lineage: Eukaryota; Metazoa; Chordata; Aves; Cuculiformes; Cuculidae. The record is from RefSeq and is a predicted model, not a curated record. The coding region runs from base 115 to 3468 and encodes 1117 amino acids.